AUGUCGCCGUCCAGUCAAAAGCUCGAUGCGAACUGGCAGUUCUCGCAGGUCGUCUCGGCACCGCAUUUCGGGAACGUCAAGGAGGAAUGGCUUGACUGCGCCAUUCCGACCUCGGUUCACGUAGAGCUCAAGAAGGCGGGAAGGAUCCCUGACCCCUUCAAGGGACUCGCUGAGUGGGAUGUACAAUGGAUCCAGGAGGCCGAGUGGGACUUCAGAACAACCUUCGAGGUGACCUCGGCUCAGCUGGAUGAGAAGUGCGCAGAUCUUGUCUGUGAAGGGCUGGAUACCUACUGCGAUAUCAUCCUCAAUGGAACGACGAUCGCAUCGACCGAGAAUAUGUUCAUCGCGCACAGGAUCGCUUGCAAGGACCACCUCAAGGAAGGCGAGAACAAGCUGGUCCUUCACUUCCGCAGCGCGUGGUACGAGGCUAAGAAAGAGGAAAGCGAGAACGGGGGUCCCCGCACUCUUUGGAAUGGCGCGUCAAACAGACUGUACUCGCGGAAAGCGCAGUACGGAUGGGGUUGGGAUUGGGGACCGGUGAUGAUGACCGUCGGUCCUUGGCGCCCUAUCUCCCUCGACACCUAUACAUAUCGCUUCGAAGAUGUGCGGGUCGACACGGACCUCCUUGGUCCUGACUACAAGAUCGGAACAUUGAAGGCGGACAUCCAGCUCGGGCCUUCCGCCCUGCCCUCCGGUUCGAGCAUCAAAGCCGUUCUACGCGACUCGAGCGGGACCAGCAUCAAGGAGGAUGUCGUGAGCGGGACCAGCAUCAAGGAGGAUGUCGUGCGCGACAGCAGAUUGGACUGGAUAUUGGAUCAAGGAGAGAUUGCGGGAUGGUAUCCGAUAAACUACGGCAAGCAGCCGCUUUACAAGCUGGAGCUCACCGUUAUCGACAGCGACGGCAAGGAGCUGCUAUCUUCCACUACGCGAGUAGCCUUCCGCCAUGUUCGUGUCGUACAAGAGCCUCUCAUCGACCAGGAAGGGACGAGCUUCCUAUUCGAAGUUAACGGGGUCCGGGUGUUCUGCGGUGGAAGCAACUGGAUCCCGGGCGACUCAUUCCUUACCGAGAUGGAGGGUGAUCGCUACAGGCGCUGGAUGGACUUGAUGGUUGAGGGGAACCAGAACAUGCUUCGGAUUUGGGCUGGAGGGAUAUACGAGGAUGAGGCGCUGUACGACGCCUGCGACGAGCGUGGCCUCGUGAUCUGGCAAGACAUGAUGUUCGGCUGUGGUCUGCAGUAUCCUUCCUACCCCAAGAUCAACGACAACAUCAAGACCGAAGCCGAGUCGGUCGUACGGCGGCUACGAAAUCACCCCUCUGUGGUCAUCUUUGCUGGCAACAACGAAGACUACCAGGUUGCGGAAGCGGAGAAGGUGAUGGACUACUCGGACGAGUCAGGGGACUACAUGAACACGGCGUUCCCAGCCCGCCACAUCUACGAAGUCCUCCUGCCCGAGGUGGUCGGUCGGCUUUCGACCAUCUUCUAUCACCGCGGCAGUCCAUAUGGCGGGAAAGACAGUAAAGACAAGACGGUCGGGGACAUCCAUCAAUGGAACGUCUGGCAUGGUAGUCAAGAGCCUUGGGCGAAUUGGGACAAGCUGGGAGGCCGAUUCGUCUCGGAGUUUGGGAUGCAGGGCUACCCAGACAUCCGGACCGUCAAGGGAUGGGAUGAUGAUCCGGCUCAGCUGUUCCCUCAGUCUCGCGUCUCUGCGAACCACAACAAGGCGGAUGGCUUUGAACGUCGUCUCGAGCUGUACCUCAUGGAGAAUAUGCGCCACGCCUUCGACAUGCCGAGCUACAUCUACUAUACCCAGAUCAUGCAGGCCGAGUGUCUCGCUGCGGCUUAUCGACUUUGGAGGCGGGACUGGAGGGGUAAGGGGCGCGAGUACACAGCUGGAGCGCUGGUCUGGCAGCUAGAUGACUGCUGGCCGUGCGUCAGCUGGGCGAUAGUGGACUACUAUCUAAGGCCAAAACCUGCUUUCUACUCCAUCGCAAGAGAGCUAAGGCCGUACACUGUCGGCAUGACGAGAAAGGAUAUCAAGAAGAUGAAGGAUGAAAAGACUGAGGCAUUCUGUGAAAUCGAUCAAGAGCUCCAACUAUGGGGAUGCAAUUCGACCCUCUCGCCCAAAGCCGUCAAAGUCGAGCUCGUAGCGUUCGACUUGCACCAGGGCGAGACGGGCCGGUGGUCCCACUCCGUCACCCUCGACCCCAACUCGUCCACCGAGAUGAAGACUCUCCUCGUCCCAGGUCAGCCUACUCGAACAUCGCUAUCCCAGACGCCCAAACCUAUCGUCGUCCAAACCCGUCUUCUCGAUCCCGAGACCAACGAGGUCUUGGCGCGAUAUGCCAACUGGCCCGAACCCUGGAAGUUCCUCAUCUUCCCGAAAGACGUGGGGCUGAAGAUCACGGUGGACGGCGAGAAGGUCACGCUGGAGUGCCAGCGGCCGAUCAAGGGGGUCGUGCUGGACACGAAGGGGGCGGAGGGGGAGGUCAAGUGGAGCGAUCAGGGUAUAGACCUUUUCCCGGGCGAUGUGCAGGUUGUCACAGCGAAAGGGCUGGAGGGUAGGGCAGUGGUCGCUCGGUAUAUGGGAGAUGGGAGCGCCUGA
Molecule: messenger RNA, 2604 nt
Organism: Dioszegia hungarica
Lineage: Eukaryota; Fungi; Basidiomycota; Tremellomycetes; Tremellales; Bulleribasidiaceae
Product: glycoside hydrolase superfamily
Exons: 15
Coding region: 1-2604 (867 amino acids)
Biological process (GO): glycoprotein catabolic process
Molecular function (GO): beta-mannosidase activity
Source: RefSeq, a predicted model, not a curated record